Messenger RNA from Sphenostylis stenocarpa, 2517 nucleotides. The record is from the annotation of a GenBank genome assembly. Lineage: Eukaryota; Viridiplantae; Streptophyta; Magnoliopsida; Fabales; Fabaceae.
AUGCAGAAGAAGCUAGGAUUCCCAAUCUCCAAGAGCCUGGACCAAUUCAAAUCGUUGUACGGUUCCAUUUCGGGAACUUCCAAGCCAUUAUCUUCGCGUCCUUCUGCGGAUUCCGUUUCAUCGGGAAGUUUUGCAAGCCUGAAGCUCACCGCAGAGAAAUUGGUGAAAGAGCAAGCUUCCGUGAAGACUGAUCUUGAAAAUGCGAAUGCUAAGCUUAAGAAGUCGCAGGAGUGUGUGCAUGCAUUAGAAGAAAAAUUGCAGAAUGCUUUAAACGAAAAUGCCAAACUCAAGGUCAAGCAGAAGGAAGAUGAGAAACUGUGGAAGGGACUGGAGUCUAAAUUCUCUUCUACUAAGACUUUAUGUGAUCAACUUACGGAUACUUUACAGAAGUUGGCUGGUUUAGUUCAGGAUGCCGAAAAGGAUAAGGAAACAUUGGAAAAUAAACUGUCAGCAAGUUCAGAAGCUCUUGAUAGCUUGAAUAAACAGAUGGAUGGUUUGUCUUUGAAGCUAGAUUCUGCUCAGGAAACAAUUAGAACCCGUGAUAACGAGCUAGAGAAGCUUAAAUUUGCUACAGAAGAAAAAGAGAAAUUUCACAGAGAUGAACAUUGCAGAAUUGCUAAUCUUAUACAAGAGAAAGAUAAUAUGAUAAGGAAUUUAGAAGAAAUGUUAACAUCUAGUAGAUUGGCUACAGAGAAUUUGAACUCAAAUUUGGAAGAGGUUCACCUUCAGAUAAAAGUUAAAGAAGAUGAAAUUAUACACCACAUAACCAGUCAACAGAAGUUGGAGAAAGAAAAGAGUGAUCUUCAAUUGUUGAAUGCUGGGCUUGCAGAAAAGCUUGACAUGUCACUUCAGGAAAUUAAAAACCUUAAAGAAAAACUUCAGUCAUUGGCUGCACAUUUGUCUAAUUUAGACAAGGAAAGCUUGAAUCUUUUGAACAAGUUUGAUGAAAUGAGUUUGCUUUAUGCUUCAUGCUUCCAGUUGGUUCAGAAGGAAAGAGAAACUUUCUCAAGCCAUGCUCAAUACCAGUAUAGUGAGCUUAAUAAUAAAUUUGUAGUCUUGGAAUUAGAAAAGAACACAAUUCAAAUGAAAAAUCUCGAGUUAAGCAAAACUGUGGAUGAACUUCAGAAAGUUCAAGAAUCUACUGCAGCCCAACUUACACAGGACUCUCGAUUAGCUGCUGAGAGAAUUCAAAUUUUGGAGUCAGAUAUUGAAAGUUUAAUCUCAAAAAAGAAAGAAGCAGAGUUAUUAAUUUCCAAAUUAGAAGAGAAAGCUGACUCUCUAUUAGAGAGUUCUAGAUCAUCAGAGAACCACGUGCAAGACUUACAGCUGAAGGUUUCAGCAUUAGAGACUGAAAACAAAGAAAAUACAGAAAGACUGCAGGCAGAGAUAUUGAAGAAAUCAGAGGAAAUAGAUACUCUGCAAAAGGAGAGAAUGAAACUAGAGCAGCAUGCUGAUUCUCUUGAUAAAGAAGUAAUCCAGCUCCGUAAUGCCAUGGAGGAAAAAGAACAGUGUAUUUUACAUUGCAAGGAACAGGAAAAGAAUCUAGAAGAUCAAAUCACAGAGAAAAUAUCACUAUUGACUGCAGCUGAAAGCAAACUUUCAGAAGCUAGAAAGCAAUAUGAUCAAAUGGUAGAGAAUAAACAGUUAGAACUAUCAAGGCAUUUGAAAGAAAUAUCUCAGAGAAAUGAUCAGGCUAUUAAUGACGUUAAGAGGAAGUAUGAAUUGGAGAAGAUGGAAAUUGUGACUAUGGAAAAAGACAAGGCUGACAAAACUAUUGCCGAAAUUGAGGGAAGGUGUGAUAAAAAACUUGCAGAAUGCAAAGAAGAAUCAAGCCAGCAGUUGAUGCGCAUUCAGGGGGAACACGCGUUGCUGGUUAGUCAAAUGCAGCAGGAGCAUGACAAGAAGCAACUAAGCCUCAUAGCUGAACACAAUGAACAGCUAAAGCGUACCCAACUGCAAGCUGAAAAUGAACUGAGAGAGAAAACAAUGUUUAUGAGGAAUGAUCAUGAAGCUCAGAUUAAAGCAUUGAGGUGUGAACUUGAAGAUGAGUGUCGGAAGCUGGAAGAAGAGUUGCAUCUUCAAAAAUCCAAAGAAGACAGGCAAAGGGCUUUGUUGCAGUUGCAGUGGAAAGUGAUGAGUGACAAACCCAAAGAGGACCAAGAAGUGAAUUCAAAACAGGAUUACUCCAUUUCGUCAAUAAAGAGAAGGAGUUCUUGUGGUGGCAAAAGAAAUCAGCAGCAUAACCUGGACUCUCCUUACUUUGAAGCAACACAAACACCAGUACCAAAGUUGUUGAAAAAAGUGGACAACAGUAAAACCGGAAAUGCAGUGAGCAUUCCCAAGCAUCAUAGAAAGGAUCCUACAAAUCGAAAGACUAAUACACCAAAAGUAAAUACUCCUGGAAGUGUUGUUAAGAACAUCAAAGGAGGAGGACAUACUCAUCCUUCAAAUAUAGGUGAUUUGUUUUCUGAAGGGUCUCUUAAUCCCUAUGCAGAUGAUCCCUACGCAUUUGAUUAG